CUUACCUUUUCUUUUCUCCCCUCCCUCCCUUCUUUUUCUUGCCUCUCCCCUCCUCUCCUUUUUAUGUUUUUUUUCCCAUUUUUUCUUCCGUGGAUUCCCAUGGCCACCACAGUGAAGUCUCGGCCGCCGCCACCGCCACCGCCGCCGCCGCCGCAUGCCCUCCCCGCCGUGACCACCCGCCGCCGCGGCUCCUCCUCCUCUUCGCCGGCGGCGGCGAAGGCUUCGGUGUUCUUGUCCGCUCCUCGGGAGUUGCUGCUUGUUCUUUGCAGCCUCUUGGUGGUUGCUGUGCUGUUCGUCUCGUCGUCGGCGGCGGCGGCGGCGGAGGAUGGUGCGGAGGGGAGUGAUGGCGACCUCGGCGGCUGCCUCGGUUUCCGGGAUGGCUGCGCGGACCGGAGCGCCCUGUGCUUCUCGCCCUCGGCAGUUGAGUCCAUGCUUGCAAGCGAGGAUGAUGGAGUCAAGGAGAUGGAUUUGGUGGUGUCGAGAGACUGGGGACCACCACCACCACCGUCGUUGGGCUUCCGGUUGCCCGGCCACCGCGGCGUGGUGACGUGCUCGUCGGCGGCGGACGCGCUGAUCACCUCCCGGAAUGGGGUGGGACGGGAGGAUGGUGGUGAGAGGUGGUAUAAUGUGGCGUCGUGCCAGGCGCCCCUUGUGCCUGACAAUUGGAUGCGGGCGAUGGCCGGCGCGACGCCGGAGCUGGAUGCCGCGGAUGCCAGCACCGAUGGCAUUUUCGGUUCGUCGUCGUUGGAUGUUGAGAUUAGCCCGCCGGUGUUGGAUUGGGGGAAGAGUAGCUUGUAUGUGGCUUCCAUGGCCACCCUGACCGUGGUGAAUUUGAACAAUGACAGUGCCUUGCGCGUGUACGAGCCGUUCAGUACCGACCCGCAGUUUUAUGUGUAUGGUUAUGAUGAUCUGGUGCUGCAGCCUAGAGAGAAUGCAUCAGUCACCUUCAUAUUCUUGCCGAAGUUGCUAGGCUCUUCAUCGGCGCAUUUGGUUUUGCAGACGAAUUUCGGUGGGUUCAUUAUACAGGCUAAGGGCAUGGCUGUCAGAUCACCUUAUCAGUUGGAGCCACUAGCUGGGAUGGAUGUCAUAACAGGUGGACGGCUGGAGAGGAACUUGUCGAUAUUCAACCCUUUUGAUGAUUCUCUCUAUGUCGAGGAAGUGGCUGUUUGGAUGUCUUCAUUCCAGGGCACAAAACAAUCUUCUCAUAUAGUUUGUCAGUUAGGCCCUUUUGACGAGUCGUUGGAGUUUACUUCUUUGAGUAGCAACUGGUAUACAGCAAGUAGUACUGAAUUUGGAUUGCCGAUGAUCCAUAUCAGGCCUAGUGAGCAAUGGGAGGUGCUUCCUACACAAAGCAGCACUGUUGUAGAGUUAAAACUGCAACCUCUUUCAGAAGGAAUGGUGUUCGGUGCUAUCUGCAUGAAAUUACGCAAUUGCACAUCUGAUAGAGUAGACACUGUUGUUAUACCUAUGGAGUUAGAGGUGCGUGCACGUACCUACCAUGAACCCACUAACUUAGUUUCGGUCACAUUUGAGCGUGUAUCAUCUUGUGCUGGAGUUGGGUCAAUUAUUUCCCUUUCUUUAAGGAAUGAGGGAACAAAGUUACUGAGGAUUGUAAGGGUAACUGAGGAUAACAGGGAUGGAUCAAAUAAUUUUGAGGUUAAGUACCUGAAUGGACUGAUACUCUUUCCUGAUACUGUAACAGAUAUAGCGCUGAUAAAAUAUACUUCAGUUCCAACGGAUAACUCAUUUGACAACUGCAAUAUAGUGGUAGAAACGAACAGUUCUGUUGGUAGUUCAAUCCUGAUACCCUGCCGAGAUGUGAUAUCUGCAACUCUUUCUUAUACGGCUAGCGCUGUUACUGAAUCUGAUGGGCCAUUUUCUGAAGAUGAGUUAUCUGCUAACUCAAGGACAGGAUCUUUGGGCAGCAUUGUAGAAGUAAAAGGCCUGCAACACAUGAAGCCAACAAUUACAAGGGCAUAUAAAGCUGAUGAUACAGUACUUAGAAGAUGGAGAUCUCAUGGUACAAGAACUGGGAUUUCUGUUCUCACAGAUCAAAAAAUGCUGUUUCCUAUUGUCCAAGUUGGAUCACAGUUUUCUAAAUGGAUAACCGUCCAUAACCCAAGCCUAGAGCAUGCAUCCAUGCAACUGGUUCUGAAUUCUGAGGAAAUUAUUGGUCAGUGCAAAACUAUAAAUGAUGCAUGUGAACAUACAUUCUCGAGCAGGUCCCCUGAAGUUGACUCAACAGAGACUAGAUUUGGCUUCUCAUUAAGUGAUGCAGCAAUCACUGAGGCCAUUGUUGGUCCUUUGGAGAGUGCUUUACUUGGUCCUAUCAUCUUCCGUCCAUCAAAUCAGUGCAUGUGGUCAAGCAUGGUGUUGAUCAGAAGCAAUAUUUCAGGCAUGGAGUGGCUGCCUCUUCAAGCACAUGGCGGACGGCAAUCUAUUGUCCUUCUGGAGGAAUCUGAACCUGUUUGGAAGCUAGAGUUUAACCUCAUUUCCGAUAUUCAGAAUAAGUCAGCAUUGUCUAAAUCAGAGUUCACCAGCCCUUUGUGCGGUCAACAUUUGUCGAAAGAAAUACAUGUCAAAAAUAGCGGUGACCUUCCUCUUCAAGUGACAAAGGUUAAAAUCUCUGGAGCUGAUUGUGCUGUGGAUGGAUUUUCAGUAGAUAACUGCAAGGGAUUUAGCUUAGCGCCAAGUGAAUCAAUAAGAAUGCUUGUUUCUUUUAAAGCUGACUUCUCUUCAGCUAUGGUUCAGAGAGAUCUUGAAUUGGCUAUGACUACCGGGAUUUUCAUAAUCCCUAUGACUGCAAACAUUCCUGUUUGUAUGCUUGACCAGUGCAGAAAGUCGUACCUCAGAUCCAUCCAUUGGAAAACAUUGAUAUUCCUUUUUGGAACUGUAUCCGUGUUUGUUCUGGUGUUCGCGAGAGGUGUCCCAACUUCUUUGUCAGGGGGCUCUCAAGAUUGCUAUAUCAAGAUUCAUGAUGGGAAAGGUACCAUCGACAAGCCUGUUAAGCCCUCUUUCCUUCAGUGUAGCAGCAAAACUUCCAGGUCAACAAGGGAGCACAAAAGAGACAAAGAAACUCAUAAAUACCCUGCGGAUAUUCAUAAUAGCCCCAAGAGGACAGAAGACAAGAACAAUGCAGAUGAACAACUGAAUACAACUUCAACUAUGUCUCUGCCCCCUAGUAAUACUGUGGAAGACAAGGUAUCAAUUGAAGCUCCAGAAACUAGUGGAAAUCUAACCAUCAGAGUUGCUAGAGACAAAGGGAAGAGAAGAAAGAGGAAAGUCGGUGGCGCAGGACUCGCAGCAAAGUUUGAGGUUUCUAGCAGCCACAGUGGGAAUUCGACACCGUCUUCGCCAUUGUCACCUAGUUCAACCCCAAAACAAAGCUGGUCUUUCUCUGGCACACCAUCAGAACUGAAGCACAGCAGUAAACUUGAGAAUGGAUCUGACAUUGAGGCAAGGCCACCAUCUGCUAGGAAUAACCAUGAGAAGAGUUCUUGGUUGCAAACUGCUAAAGAGCAACCUGCUCCACCACCUUCAGUAACAUCAGGAAAUCCAUCGCCGUCGCCAUCGCCUUCACCUACUGCACCAACCAAUGCAUGGCGCUCGCCAUUGUUGUCCUCGCCUUCCCCGAUCGCGCCUCGUUCUCGCGCUCCUGGAUCCAACCUGAUGAAAGAUAAGGCUGUGAAGAGAACCGAGGGCGCCGCGACGACGACAACAACGAGGAAGAAAGACUUCACAUAUGACAUCUGGGGGGACCAUUUCUCCGGCCAUCUGCUGGGGAAGGCAAGGGAGGUGGCGCCGCCAUGCUACAAGAUGUUUGCUGCUUCUGAAGGCGCCUCCAAUAGCUUCUUCGCGAGGGAGCCCCAGGCCCUGGUGACGAAGCCGCCAUCUCCAUCUCCAUCUUCAUCUUCAUCUUCUUCGCCUCCGGUGACCCGCGGUCGCGGGUCGCUGCCGUCCGAUGUAGCAUCUGGUUAUGGAAUAAAUUAAGAAGUUUGAAACA
Messenger RNA from Oryza sativa Japonica Group (Japanese rice), 4003 nucleotides. RefSeq lists its product as uncharacterized. NCBI's taxonomy places the organism in Eukaryota, Viridiplantae, Streptophyta, Magnoliopsida, Poales, Poaceae. The record is from RefSeq and is a predicted model, not a curated record. Gene Ontology annotation, cellular component: membrane.